AUGCCGAUCACCACCGGGCCCAGUGACCGCAGGACAGUAAUAAGCGCCGAAAAUCUCAUGUUGUGCCCGGGCUGGCUGUCUGUCCCCAGUCCCGGUGCGAAGCUUCCCAGAAUAGGCAACAGUCCGCCUGCGCGCGCCUCUACAUCAAUCGAGCAGCUACCUGACUCCUCCUCCUCCAAAGCCAGGGCAGCGCGCACAGUCACAGACCCCAGUGCGCAGACAGAGGAGGCGGGCGGGCUUCGUGCGCUUCAGCCAAACAGCGCACGCAGAGCAGGGUCCAGGGGCGGGACGUGUUUAAUCACACGCGCUGCUGUCUCGAGGAAUCUGGAUGUAGGGCACUAA
Knipowitschia caucasica is the source of this 342-nucleotide messenger RNA. Lineage: Eukaryota; Metazoa; Chordata; Actinopteri; Gobiiformes; Gobiidae. The record is from the annotation of a GenBank genome assembly.